GUUAUUGCUCCUGUUCUUUGGAGCAUACGUUUAAGUAUGCCUUUUCAUGGUGGGAACAUUUGUCAGUGUGAGGUAAGAGCUGAUUUUGUACCCUCAGUCUAGGCUAUCGUAAAUCCUCAAGUAAAGACAGAGAUUCAAUUAGAAAACAGGCUGUGCAGCCUAAAUAAAUAAAACCCUCUGGCCACAAUUGAGGAUUUACGGUAUACUAACCUGUUCAAUUCUGUACUGCUCCUGUUCUUUGGAGUACAAGUUUAAGUAGGCCUUUACAUGAUGGGUACAUUAGUCAGUGAGAGGUAAGAGCUGACUUUGUAUCCUCAAUCUAGGCCAUACUAACCAGUUCAAUGCUCUAUUAAUACUAAACUGUAUUAUUUAAAUAAUAAUAAUUAUAAUACUAAAAUCAUGUUUUAUCCAUAGAUCACUUUUGAGGACAGCACUCAGCCACAGAUUCAAAUAGCUGCGGCUGAGUGUUCUUGUGUGGCUGGAACUGCUCUCUGCAAUCACAGUGUUGCACUGCUGUACCAGAGCACGAAAUACUCGGCAUUGCAACUGAAAGCAGUUCCGCCAGUCCUCAGCUGCACUGAAACUGAGCAGCAGUGGCAUAAGCCCCGAAAACUGGGUGUGAAACCUGGCAGAGUGAGUAAUAUGGUAUUUGUCUCAACCAAACCAAAGUCGAGACAGUACACAGCUGCUGAUGGUGUGAGGAGCAAGCGCUACAAAGCAGUGCGGGGGGACUUGCCAGACCCAGAUGUCCUGAAGGUCGACGAGGCAUACCAGGACUUCAUGGCAGACCUUGCACCAUUAAUCACCACGCUCUCCAUAAGUCCUGGUGUCCCCCUCGUCAAUUCCACUUUUGGGAGCGUUCAAGAUGGAAGCCCUAUUUCUUAUCAGCACCCUGUGCCAGUGAGUAGGGUCAUCAUCCACCACCCAGACGCACCCUCUCCACCCCCACUGCCGUUACAUGGUCACAGGCUGGACCCAAGCACAUGUUCCUUUGUGUGCACUCACCAACAACAAUGUAAUGCAAUGGCGCUUACCAUCAAUUUCGACAUGGCAAGAUCCAUUGAGAGGGCCACAAGGGAACAGAGUGGUAGCGCAGAAUGGCACAGCCUGAGGAAGAUGAGGCUCACCUCCUCAAGGUUCCGGGAGGUGUGCCAUGUCAGAGGUCACAGCUCUGCUGAGAACCUUGCCGAACGUAUCCGCAAAGGUGGGGUUCAGACAGCUCUGAUGAAGAGGGGGCUUGCACUGGAGCCAGUAGCUAUUCAGGAGUAUGCCCACAUUAAAAACAUCAGCUACUGGCCAUCAGGAUUUGUCAUCCAUCCAGAUGCUCCCUGGCUCGGUUCUUCUCCAGAUGGGGUCGUUUUUGAUCCCACGGAGGCACCACCAUUUGGGCUGGUGGAGGUGAAGUGUCCUAACGAGAAGAGCUACGUGGACUGCGGGUACCUGCGCAUGCAGAAUGGCGCCCUCCGUCUGAAGCCAAGCCACAGCUACUACUGGCAGGUGCAAGGCCAGCUGCUUAUCACAGGGAUGCAGUGGUGUGAUUUUGUGGUUUUUGCAGAGGAUGAUGUUCUUGUGCAAAGAAUUUAUAAAGAUGCUGAGGUUACCAGGGUCAUAAGGGAGAGGGGGGAUUAUUUCUUUUUCUAUCAUUUCUUAAUCUGA
Gadus macrocephalus (Pacific cod) is the source of this 1656-nucleotide messenger RNA. RefSeq lists its product as uncharacterized. The coding region runs from base 643 to 1656 and encodes 337 amino acids. The transcript is spliced from 3 exons. The record is from RefSeq and is a predicted model, not a curated record. NCBI's taxonomy places the organism in Eukaryota, Metazoa, Chordata, Actinopteri, Gadiformes, Gadidae.